Molecule: messenger RNA, 1690 nt
Organism: Cucurbitaria berberidis CBS 394.84
Lineage: Eukaryota; Fungi; Ascomycota; Dothideomycetes; Pleosporales; Cucurbitariaceae
Product: methionine adenosyltransferase
Exons: 5
Coding region: 94-1266 (390 amino acids)
Biological process (GO): S-adenosylmethionine biosynthetic process
Cellular component (GO): cytosol
Molecular function (GO): ATP binding; methionine adenosyltransferase activity
Source: RefSeq, a predicted model, not a curated record
CUCGUCCUCCUCUCUCGUCGCUACUGUACACGCGGUCGCAAGUCCUAAACUAGCAAACCUCUUCACAACAUCCCCCCUUUUCCAACCGCCAAAAUGAGUGUCCCCACUGCGCCCGCCGACAAGAACACCUUUCUCUUCACCUCUGAGUCUGUAGGCGAGGGCCACCCCGACAAGAUCUGCGAUCAAGUCUCCGACGCCAUCCUCGAUGCCUGUCUCAAAGAGGACCCGCUCUCCAAGGUUGCCUGCGAGACGGCCGCUAAGACCGGUAUGAUCAUGGUCUUCGGCGAGAUCACCACCAAGGCCCACCUCGACUACCAGAAGGUCGUUCGCAAUGCCAUCAAGGAAAUUGGCUACGACUCGUCCGACAAGGGCUUCGACUACAAGACAUGCAACGUCCUCGUUGCCAUUGAGCAGCAGUCACCAGAUAUCGCCCAGGGUCUGCACUACGAGGAGGCCCUCGAGAAGCUCGGUGCCGGUGACCAGGGUAUCAUGUUUGGCUAUGCCACCGACGAGACACCCGAACUCCUCCCCUUGUCCCUCCUCCUCUCCCACAAGCUCAACUCGGCAAUGUCUGCUGCCCGCCGAAACGGAAAGCUACCCUGGUUGCGCCCUGACACAAAGACACAAGUGACGGUCGAGUACGCUCACGACGGCGGUGCCGUUGUUCCUCUCCGCGUCGACACCGUCGUUGUCUCUGCCCAGCACAGCGAGGACAUCACCACCGAAGAGCUCCGCAAGGAGAUCAGGGAGAAGAUCAUCAACGAGGUCAUUCCCGCCAACCUCCGUGACGACAAGACCGUCUACCACAUACAACCCUCCGGCCUCUUCAUCAUCGGUGGCCCACAAGGUGACGCCGGUCUCACUGGCCGUAAGAUCAUCGUCGACACCUACGGCGGCUGGGGAGCCCACGGUGGUGGUGCUUUCUCCGGAAAGGACUACUCCAAGGUCGAUCGCUCCGCCGCCUACCUUGCGCGCUGGAUCGCCAAGUCGCUCGUGAACGCUAAGCUGGCCCGCCGUGCGCUUGUCCAGCUCUCGUACGCCAUUGGUGUCGCAGAGCCUCUCUCCCUCUUCGUUGAGACCUACGGCACCUCAGACAAGUCCUCAAACGAGCUUGUCAAGAUCAUCCUUGACAACUUUGACCUACGCCCUGGUGUCAUCGUCAAGGAGCUCAACCUUACCAACCCAAUUUACAACCAGACCGCAAAGAACGGUCACUUUACCAACCAGAGCUUCACUUGGGAGCAGCCCAAGGAGCUUAAGUUCUAAGUGUAUAACUAAUGACAUGUUUUGCAUGAUGCGGGAUUGAAUCAACUUCAUCCCCUAAGGUCAAGAUUUUCACGAUGAUAUGACUCGCAUAUCUUUGGGAGGCGGGCAAGAUGUUCACCUUUUCAACAAGUGUUUCGGCGUCCAGGGCAUAUACCCUUUUGAUACCAGCCCGUUUGCUUCCAAAAGUUUCGAUGCAAGUUCAUAUACGAGGGCUCUCUCUCGAGGUGGGACUACAUGAUAGAUCGGCGUUAAGACAUUGGAGCUUCAACAUUGGGGCCCGAGUGCGUUGUCAACGCGCACCUAGAGGCUAAGGGGACGCAUGCCACGCUAAAUAGCGUGGUGGCUAGGAUAAUAGGUCGAAUUGAAUAUCAAUCGAGACCGUCUUUGUCAUUUGACAUGGACGGCAUAUUCAUCACAUCUGCCC